This is a messenger RNA of Ceratitis capitata (Mediterranean fruit fly), 760 nucleotides long. RefSeq lists its product as uncharacterized. Lineage: Eukaryota; Metazoa; Arthropoda; Insecta; Diptera; Tephritidae. The transcript is spliced from 2 exons. Bases 101 to 640 code for a protein of 179 amino acids. The record is from RefSeq and is a predicted model, not a curated record.
AACGAAAACGAAAGCAAAAGCACGUCACAUACACACAGCAGACUUCGAAAAUAACCUCAGCAAGUCAUCCCCUUUUCAAAGUUGGUUUGUACUCGUCCGGAUGCCAAAAUCACAGAACUUUGGAAAGCGCAGGCUUUGCUGCCGCACACAUUCAAUGCGUUUCUGCCGAGCGUUUAUAGCAAUGACCCCUGAAGAGCGAUACGAGUCGGCCAAGGCGCAUCGUUAUUGCCUUCACGGUUUAGCGACAUUUCACACCACGGGAGCCUGUGAUAGCCCCGAUAGCUGCCGCCGUUGCGGCCUAGGUCACCAUACGAUGCUUCAUCGGUCAGGACAUGACGGUCGCGAGGGCCAACCGAGAACGCUGAAGGUCACUUUCCGACCUGGUAACACUCGGCGCACCAAACAACCAUCAAAGGCGACGCAACAACCAAGAAGCGCCAAAUCACCAAGAUUGAUAGCUCGACAGUCUGCUCGAAGGACCGUCUCCCGUAAUCCACCUGCCGUGCAACAAAGGAUUCGCGGGUUGGUGAAAAGAGCCCGCGAAACACUGAAGCAGCUUGAAGACCUUGUCGAGGUAUCGUCGCCGCAGGCCCGCCGGCAUGUUGAACACAUGGAUGAGGAUGACCUCAUCAUCCUAUAAUAAUAUAUAUAUAUUAAGAACAUAUACUUUUAAUCAUAUGAAUUACGAAUAACAUAACCAAUAAAAUGUUAAUUAAAUGAAUAUGAAUCAUCCCCUAAAUACUUACCCGAAUACUUACCU